AAUUCGGAUAUUAUUACAAUUAUACAGUGUUGACAUACAUUGUUUAUCUGUAUUUAUCAUCUCUUAAAAAUCAACGUUUUCUUUCAUCGUUUUUAUUAGAGUAUGAAAUAAUGAUGUUGAAGAGAAUCUUAACGUUACCCACACCGAACAGUACAUUUUUCUUAACGCCGGGUACUUCGUCAACAUCUAAGGUUAUAUUGCGGGCAUUAUCACAAAAUACAGAAGUUGUGAAGAAAUGGGACCUACUGAGCGCUGUGUGUUUAGAACGUCACCCAAUAAUUACAAAACCAAUGCUAGAUAUACAAGUUAGAUAUCAGGAGCUAUUACGUCAAAUAGAAUUUGAAAAUAGUUUAUUGUCAGAGUUUGAGUUAAAAGUCGAGAAGGAAAAGGAGCAAAAACAAAAAGUAUCUAAGAAUGACGAUGUAAAUAUAGUCUAUCACCAAACUACGCAAGACUAUCUAGACUCUGUCGAAGAAGAACUACAGAAAUUUACAUUUGCACCAAGAGAAAGCGAAGACAACGGGGUUUCAUCAUUAGAACGUAAACUAGAUAAACAUUUAAUGUUAUUGACAGAACAAAAUAUAGGGAACACCAAUUUUUGGAUACCCCCCCAAUGUAUAAGGAAGGAUGAAGAAACAAUGAUAGAGACUGCGAAUAGAACUGUACAAGAAUUUUGUGGGAGUAAUGUGAAGGUAAAAUUUUAUGGGAAUGCACCAAUUGGCUUUUAUAAAUAUACAUAUCCCAAAGAGAUACGAGCCAAAGGACAAGAAGGAGCAAAAAUUUUUUAUUUUCUAGCAAAAUAUAUAAGCGGUGAUAUUCCUUCCAAUGUUAAACAUUGUUGGCUAGAUCGGGAAGAAUUGAAACAAACUGUCCAUCGUGAUGUUUACAAGAGUUUGUCCAAAUUCUUAAUACCAGAUUAAAUUAUUGUACAAUGCAUUGAAAAAUUUUAAAGAACAUUAUCAAUUUUAAUUACGACGAAUUGUGGUUUUGUAAUUUCCUUUACUCGCGUCAACGAAUCUAGCUGCAAUGUAACUACGAAAAAUACCAGAAGUAUCGGCUAUUUAUAAAGCUAGUUAAAGAAGGCAUUAAAAUUAUCUAAAACUUUGUAUCAAAACAAGUGUGCAAAACAGGUAAUGAACUUGCAUUUUAUAUGUACAUUUAGGAAAAUAUAUAUACAUAUUAUUAUAUUA
This is a messenger RNA of Hylaeus volcanicus, 1190 nucleotides long. RefSeq names its product 39S ribosomal protein L46, mitochondrial (gene mRpL46). Gene Ontology annotation, cellular component: mitochondrial large ribosomal subunit. The record is from RefSeq and is a predicted model, not a curated record. The coding region runs from base 111 to 920 and encodes 269 amino acids. Gene Ontology annotation, molecular function: structural constituent of ribosome. Lineage: Eukaryota; Metazoa; Arthropoda; Insecta; Hymenoptera; Colletidae. The transcript has 4 exons.